GUCUGUUUUAAUACGCUUAUCCCAUACUCUGGGGUACAGAGAUGGUGCCAAAUUUGUUUGAUAGAAGUAUCCAUACGUUUAGAUCACUCAUCAUUAUGAAUAUUGUUCAUGGAACAGUAUCAUUCUACUUAUUUACUCAUCUAGUAAAUGGAAUGCUGUGAUGUCAUUCUAUGCGUGUUUGAAUUAUGACCUCCAAUUCACAGUUCUAGAUUCUGUCUUCCUUAGCAACCUCAUAAAAUUUUUACUGUGGACUUUUAAGAGGCCAAUUUUUCUUCUGUAGGUUGCUAAAGGAAACGUCGGUUCAAGUACAGGUUCCCUCCGUGUUUGACGAGGUAUUCCGAGAGCUACAUGUUUCGACAAUCCAGUCUCCUCAUUCGUACAAAAGGGGAUAGAUCCGGAAGGCCAAAUGUAAAAACUCUUUGGCCGACAAAAGACGAGGACACUCUGUGGCAUCCCGCUUGUGGCGCAUGUUGAAGCAGUCUUUGAUCGUGCUCUUGAGAGUAAGAGAUCACUGUACCAGAGACGAAGAAUGUCCUUCGCACAGUCCGAAGGGACAUUGUCCGAAACCAGCUAAAGCAUCUCCGAGAACGACCAGUUAUUCCACCAGUUUCCGGUAGGUUGAUUGUCCGAAUCGAGGGGUUCGAAUAUUACGGAAACAAGGAGUUGCCACACUCAUCGCUAAGUAGUUCAGGAGUAACUUGCAAUUGGCUCUAAUCUAGAUUGCACGAGUCCUUGUGCUAUACCUAACUGUGCCGUAACGAAGACUCAUACGAAGAAAUUCAACCAAUACCAAUUUACUUCACAAAGCGCGAGCUUUCAGAAGCGCGGGUAUUUUAUAAUCCUCGUCAUCGAAAGGCACGACCAGGGACUAGGGCGCUAACACGCGCUAACAAUUUAGGAUGACAAUAACAAUUUCUUCAAAGUUUCAGAUUGAAUGCAUUCACCUUUCCCUGAGCGGACCCACAUUUAGACCAGAUACGGCCCUCAAUCCUCUGAUUAAAAAACAGUCAACCAGAAAUCUGCAAGACAAAUCAACGCGGGUGUUCCAGUCCAGCUUCUUUCUCUGCACACUCAACGAUAAUCGAACAGAAGGACAGGGAAAAUCCGAAUCGCACGAAUGCGGACGCAACGAUCCGACAAAGAUGCUUUUCAUAGGAACUAGAAGCAAGGGGCAAAAGUGCGUCGACGUCCAAACAGGCUAAAUCCUCAACCACCAAUAGCAAGAAGAGCACAUUAGAUUACACCUCCAGAAGCAACUUCGAGAGAAGAACAACAAAGAAAGCCCAAGACACUCCCGUCUC
Molecule: messenger RNA, 1301 nt
Organism: Marchantia polymorpha subsp. ruderalis
Lineage: Eukaryota; Viridiplantae; Streptophyta; Marchantiopsida; Marchantiales; Marchantiaceae
Source: the annotation of a GenBank genome assembly